Molecule: messenger RNA, 1035 nt
Organism: Falco peregrinus (peregrine falcon)
Lineage: Eukaryota; Metazoa; Chordata; Aves; Falconiformes; Falconidae
Gene: THAP11
Product: THAP domain containing 11
Exons: 2
Coding region: 1-288 (95 amino acids)
Source: RefSeq, a predicted model, not a curated record
AUGGAGUCGCGGCGUCACUCGACGGAGCAUGCGCGCGGCGGCCCCCGAAACACAGGGCGGCCCGUCCUGCGCCGCAGCGGCGGCGGGGCUGGCGCGGCGCCGCGGGGACAGCGGCGGCGGCGGCAGCAGCAGCAGCAGCAGCAGCAGAGGCGGCAGCAGCAGCAGAGGCAGCAGCGGCCGCAGCGCGCAGGGGCCCGGCGCCGCUUCCGGGCAAUGGUGGAGCAGAAUGUAAAGCCCUUCUUACCCCAAAGAGUGGGACUACUGGUUGGCUACAGACAAAAGCACUAAGCGUGGUGGUCGGCAUGAGAGGUUACAUUUCAGAUGGUAAUUAACUCAGCGCACUGAUCAUCUCCAGGACCAAAGUCAAGGCAGCAUUGGAGGGAGCCAGGCAGAGAACUGAAAACAAUGGUAGAAGUCUUGCAACAGAGAAGAAAUGAACAUAGUACAAUCCUGGUUUAAAAGUGACUGCAAUAAAAGGUAGCUAAAAUGCAAAAAGUAGGAACUUUGAGCAAAACACAUGCAGAAUACUCUCCCUUCAGUAAAAUCAAGCAUUUUCCUUAGAGCUGUGAAAACGAGUGCCCAGUUGUUCCUGGUUUCUCAAGGCAUCCACCCCAGGGAUCAGCACUGCAUUGACACCUGCAUUGCAUCCAAAGACAGCUGUGCCAUUUUGCUACAAAACCAUCUCCUUCAUUAUAAUUAAAUUUAUUAAAAUUUGUACCAUGUCAAGGCCAAGCGAGCAAGUUAUCUGUACCUCUCAAACAACUUUCUUUUAAACUUUCAGAGGUGAAUAAGUUUUGACAGCUCAACGUGACCUCAGUUUGCUGUAACUCAUGUUGUUAUUUUUUGAUGAUGAAUACUCUGAGUCCUUUGUUACCUGUAAUUCUCAAGGACUUGACUGUGUAUUUAUAAGAUACCGAGAGAGCCUUACCAUAAAGUUAUGUUACAAGCAAUCACGGGGACACUGAUGUAAAGCAAAAGGCCUGAAAAAGCACCGCCGGGUUUUACUGAUCUAAAUAAAGUCAGCUAGGUGGAGUA